CCAAGCUCACAUUCCCCCAAUUUAAACCGGGCAGACGGCCGCAUGGAUGCUUCACUGCAGAGCUAAGCAGAGAGCGAGUACGGUCGCCGGAAGUAGAGUGACGAUGGCUGGGAAAUCAGCCGCCACACCUUCAACAUACUCGCCGUCUCCGGCUCCCAAAACCAAGCGGCCCAUUUUCCAAGACGUCGAUUGGGUACGACCCGACGGCCGCGGCUUCCACCAGUGCAGACCCGCCUUUCUGAAGACUGGUGCUGUGAAUGCUGCAUCAGGAUCUGCUUAUGCAGAGUUUGGAAAUACCAAGGUCAUUGUGUCUGUGUUCGGGCCAAGAGAAAGUAAGAAAGCAAUGGCAUACAGUGGUACAGGGCGCCUGAAUUGUAAUGUCAGCUAUACUACUUUUGCCAUGCCAAUUCGUGGACAGGGAUCAGAUCACAAAGGGUAUUCCUCAAUGCUUCAUAAAGCUUUGGAGGGCGCCAUAAUAGUGGAGAGUUUCCCCAAGACAACGGUGGAUGUUUUUGCAUUGGUGCUGGAAUCUGGUGGCAGUGAUCUUCCUGUUGUGAUAUCAUGCGCUAGUCUUGCCUUGGCAGAUGCUGGGAUUAUGAUGUAUGACCUGGUUGCCUCAGUUUCUGUGUCUUGUCUUGGUAAGAACCUUGUCAUCGACCCUAUUUUGGAAGAGGAAAGCUAUCAAGAUGGGAGCCUACUGAUUACUUGUAUGCCUUCUCGUAAUGAGGUCACUCAACUGACUGUCAAUGGAGAGUGGUCAACCCCAAGGGUUCAUGAGGCAAUGCAGAUCUGUCUCGAAGCUUGCUCAAAGCUUGCCAAGAUCAUAAGGUCAUGUUUGAAAGAAACGGCUUCUGCUCCAAAGGAUUAGAAAGAAAGUAUAUAUUCCUUCUUCCUCUCUCUCCCCCAAUAAAUUAUUCAACUCUCGUUAAAACCUUUUUGUGGAGUUGGACUGAAUUUUGCUUUAUUCUCCCUUAAAUGUCAGUCUCUGCUCUGCUUUGAGUUGCCAGUUUAUUUGUUUCAUUUGAAUUGGGAGACUUCACAGCAAAAUAGAAAAGAACAUAAGGAUAGUCCACGUAUUAUUUCUUCUUGUGUUAUGGAGGUUACAGAAUGCAACACCACCUCAUCAAUGGUGCAAAUCUCACAUGUCAAUUACAAAGCUCUCUAUCUGGAGUUGCAGAUAGAUACAUUAUUUUGAAAACCAAUCCCAUACUUGUUGCUGGGCGCCAUGCACCCACUGACCGCUGCUGUCUCUAGUACCCUAAGGAGCUUUGAAUUGCCACAUCUCCCAGCCAGGCCUGGGUCUCUUAUUUUUAGUUUCAGUUUCCUUUUCUUUUUCCUGUUUGGGCUGAGUAAAUGGAAAUGUUGUUGAAUUGAUUUUCUUGGAUGAUAAAUUGCUUCAAGCUGUUGGAUCAUUUGGUAACUAGAGUCAA
Molecule: messenger RNA, 1430 nt
Organism: Vitis riparia (riverbank grape)
Lineage: Eukaryota; Viridiplantae; Streptophyta; Magnoliopsida; Vitales; Vitaceae
Product: exosome complex component RRP41-like
Exons: 7
Coding region: 47-868 (273 amino acids)
Biological process (GO): U4 snRNA 3'-end processing; poly(A)-dependent snoRNA 3'-end processing; rRNA catabolic process
Cellular component (GO): nuclear exosome (RNase complex); cytoplasmic exosome (RNase complex); nucleolus
Source: RefSeq, a predicted model, not a curated record